AUGGACGGAAUUGGGCCUGAAGUUGAGGUGUUCGCGAACAUUCUCGACGAUUGCCUCGCGGAUCAAGGUACCGAUCAGGAGAAACGCGCAAGGGUAUUGGGGCUGGUAAACGCAUACCACGACUACGCCGCCGAAAAGCUGUCACAGUUGCGCAAGCCCCGCCGUCAGGGUUCAAUUGGCGACAACGAGAUGGACCUGGACGAUGAAGAAGAGGCAGAGGCUGCGGCAGGUUCAGAAGAGAUUCGAGUGUGGGAGCAAGAAAGACAGACGUGGGAUCUUGUCCGUCGCCUGAUCCCACUGAGAUAUUCUGUUCAAACCUCUGCAAACCAGCAAGCUACGAACAAUGGAGGAGAUCUGUGGAGGGCAUUUCUCGCAAACGACCAAUUGGCGACGGAGAGGAAGACCAUUCUCGAAUGGUUACAACAAGGCGCGAGAGCUGGCCCCGACAUUGACGACCUCGUCCGGGAGCUCCAGCAAAACGCCGACAGAGGAGACAUUAUCGCUCACGGUUGGAUACACACAAGGUCGGCCAUCAAGCUGCAGAAGAGUGUGAUUGGUUCUUCACGCCCGCUUGAUGUGCAUUUUCCGGAGGUGGCACGCUCUCUGGUCAACUCAGACAAGGCGCCACUUGUUGCCGAACUAGACCCAGACUCUGUGAUCAGACAGGGUCGGAAGUUGGAGCCGCAGGAUGAGUACUUUGAGAGAGCCAUCUGGGUGGGCUGCUUUCAGCUUCUUCGAAGAGGCUGUAGCUUAGAGACUACGCGAGAGUGGUGCUUGGAGAGAACGGAAGUUUGGAGGGCUGUGUCCAUGUCCGCCUUACCUCUCGCAAGUGACCAUGGGGAGACGAAUCUUGUCGACGACCCUUCAGCGCUUGCUCUCUGGAGACGCAUGUGUUUUGCUCUAGCUCGUCAAGGCGGCACCGAUGAUAUCGAGAGAGCAGUUUACGGAGUGUUGUCAGGAGAUAUCCCUAGCGUGCAAAGAGUAUGCAAAACAUGGGACGACUUCAUGUUCAUGCACUACAACGCUUUGGUUCGCACGCAGUUCGAUACUUUCCUCCUCAGCCAAUGCUCACCGGAAGCAUCAGCAACCAUCCGCUCAUCAUUCGCCGCUUUCGACGCAGUUCAGUUCCAUGGCGAUGCUGCCACGUUGGAGCAACGCCUGAUCCGCAACCUCGAGACAAGCCCGCAUACGAGCAAAGAAGCUUUGGAACCUGUCAAGGCACUCCAGGCGGCCAUCAUAUCGAGAGACCUCCAACGACACUUCUAUGAGCAGGGCGUGGCCAUCACACAGAAGGCAAAUUCAAAGGAGGCAUCUGCGCUCAUGCCCGAUGAUAGCUGUCGCAACGUCGACGUAGUGACGGAAAAGUUCGCCGACAUCAAAAAUCCCGAUGGCCUGCGAAUUGCUGUUCACGCACUCAUCAUCUUCGAUACACUCGAUAAACUUGGGGCUCUGCAAUCGAACGCCGUGACCAUGAGUUCGGAUCAUGGUCGGCGUGAACUGCAAGAGAACACGAUUACACAGUACAUCAGCUUGCUCCGUCUAGCAGGCUUGGAGGAGUUGAUACCACUGUACUGCUCCAGGCUCCACCCAUCAAGAGCCUUCCAAGUGUUGAGCACCAACUUACUUCCCAUCACCGAUAGCGACGCUCGUCUAGACCAGCUCAGCUUAAUUCGCAAAGCAGAGCUAGACGUAGUGGAGUUUGUCAAGGCACAACCACAAUUCUUGUUCCAGACCUUGGACCCCGAUACUGCUCAAAACGAUGCAAUGCGGGAGUUCCAGAUCAUGGACGAUGGCCCAGCGUCCUUGAAGUACGGACGUUCCAUCAAAACGGACUUCUUCGGGGAAGAUCCCGAAACCAUCGAUCCGGUCGACGAGCGGUUGAUUCGGUCAGUGGAAUGGCUGCUACUCGUCGACGAGGCCUGGCCUUACGUCUUUUCCAUCGGUGUGGCGAUUUACAAGCAUUUCCUAAAGACCAUGCACUUGAAUGCGGCCAGGAGCUUCGCGAAUCGUGUACCAUUCAACGACAUUGUACGCAUGCGCUCAAGCGACUUCGCUGAACAAGAAGAAGACGAACUUUGGUGGACACGAGAUGGAGAAUUCUGGAUCAACCAGCUCGAAGCCGCGGGUGCGGUCGACCUCUCCCCAAGCCAAGUUGUGUCGGACGCCAAGAUAUUACGCGAACUUGAGUGCCUUGUCAGAGCCUUGGACACAAUGGAGACUGUCGCUUCACUGGCGGAACUGUCAAGAGAGGACCCGUCUGUGAAACGAGAUUUCUGGACGAAGGUUGGCAACGAGGUUAAGUCAGUCAAAGAACACGUACGACCUCUACUGGAUGGCUGGCUGCUUUGUGAAGAAGAGGAUAAAGAGUUGCAAGCGCUACGGGAAGCAUAUCUCCCCGAGACACUGCUCGCCUACGUCAGCACGCUCCAUUUCGCUGGCACGACGCUGACAAGGGAUAACUUUCUGGAGUGCAUGGAGCUGGCGGCUACUAUUGCGGAGAAGGGCUCUGAUGUGGCAGAGUGCUUCACCAAGGCUAAGCGAAUGAAGGAACUAGUCGAGUGUUUUGCUGCCUGCAGCAAAGCUCUGGCCGUUGCAUCGGGCGAGAAGAAGGCGGCCAAUUCGAGUAGCAAGAAGCUACGUGAAAUGGGAUGGUCACGGGAUCUUUGGUCCGUAAAGCACUGA
This is a messenger RNA of Colletotrichum phormii, 2682 nucleotides long. Its product is annotated as nuclear pore protein 84/107. The record is from RefSeq and is a predicted model, not a curated record. Gene Ontology annotation, biological process: mRNA export from nucleus; post-transcriptional tethering of RNA polymerase II gene DNA at nuclear periphery; protein import into nucleus. The transcript has 4 exons. Gene Ontology annotation, molecular function: structural constituent of nuclear pore. Gene Ontology annotation, cellular component: nuclear pore; nuclear pore outer ring. Lineage: Eukaryota; Fungi; Ascomycota; Sordariomycetes; Glomerellales; Glomerellaceae. The coding region runs from base 1 to 2682 and encodes 893 amino acids.